CGACUGGCUGGCAGGCAGACAGGCAGGAGCAGCUCAGCCAGAUCCAUUUUCACUCAAGGAGAAGAUUUCAUGGACUUCAUCUUGCCACCCACACUCCCGGCCGGAGGCAUCCCAUGGGAGAAAGUUAUUCCUCCUCUUAUUCCUCGACUUAACGGGACUUACGGCCAAAAUAACUGGGAUCCCAAACUACUCAUCCCAGAGACUGACACCAGCACCCCAGCUGAGGUUUCCUGCGAUGACAGCGGGUUUACAGUCCAAGUGGACGUGAAACACUUCAACCCUGAAGACCUGCUGGUCAAAGUGACGGGGGACUUCGUUGAAGUACAGGGAAAACAUGAAGAGAAAAAGAAGGACGGACCCGGUUUGACGACUCGACAGUUCAACCGUCGCUAUCGUAUUCCCAAAGGUGUCGAUUCAAUGGCUCUGGAGUCUGCAGUCUCUCCUGACGGUGUCCUGAUUAUAUUUGCACCAAUGCUGCCCAGAAGUCUCACAUAAUCUCCUGUUUGGGAAUCACUUCUACAGACACCUGAACGCAUCCUGCAAGAUAGAUUAUAUCUGGCUCCUUAGUUACAUAAACACACACUCGGCAUGUGCCAAAACACAGCCAAGCCUGCGUCCCAAUAUUCCCUGCUCUGAAGUUUGUAUAUACUGCUCUGCGUCUGCAUAUCAAUGUUGUAAAAAGUGUCACAAAACUUUGUAAAUAUCAGACAAUUAAAUUGCUGUUUCCAUUGUGCAUUUUUUGUUGUUUUAAU
Molecule: messenger RNA, 752 nt
Organism: Synchiropus splendidus (mandarinfish)
Lineage: Eukaryota; Metazoa; Chordata; Actinopteri; Syngnathiformes; Callionymidae
Gene: hspb6
Product: heat shock protein, alpha-crystallin-related, b6
Exons: 4
Coding region: 70-495 (141 amino acids)
Biological process (GO): protein refolding; response to heat
Molecular function (GO): protein folding chaperone
Source: RefSeq, a predicted model, not a curated record